Molecule: messenger RNA, 11041 nt
Organism: Anneissia japonica
Lineage: Eukaryota; Metazoa; Echinodermata; Crinoidea; Comatulida; Comatulidae
Product: transport and Golgi organization protein 1 homolog
Exons: 23
Coding region: 50-10144 (3364 amino acids)
Biological process (GO): endoplasmic reticulum to Golgi vesicle-mediated transport; vesicle cargo loading; protein secretion
Cellular component (GO): endoplasmic reticulum exit site; endoplasmic reticulum membrane
Molecular function (GO): protein binding
Source: RefSeq, a predicted model, not a curated record
CACAGUACUAGACAGUCAUGGUGAUUUAGGGUUUACUAAAAGCAGUAAUAUGUUAAUUGACAAAUCUGGGGAGACUGAACAAAAUUCUGAACAUAAGACUGUAACUGAUGAACUAAGUUCUGCAGUCAGUUCUGCAGUUGAAUUUGCUGCUGAUCAUAAAACAUUAGCUGCUGAAGAUUUACUUGCUGAUAGUGGUGGUUAUACAAAACCAGUACUAAUGGAUUCUGAUAGACUAGAUGGUGUUAUUAGCAAUAUAAUCCAAUCCAAGGAAGAACAAGAAGUACAUGUUAACCAAGCCUCUAAUAUUGAUAAAAAUCAGAUUGAUUCUGUCAUUAAAACCAGUGAUGUGGAACAUAAUAGCCAAAUACUUAAAAUUGACGUACCAAGCAUUGAUUUAACCGGUGAUGGCCAACAGCAAGUCAUGGAAAAAGUUCUGUUGGAUGUUCCAGAGUCCCCUUCUGCAGAAGUCCAACAACAGCUUUUGACCAAUACUGAUAAUCAAGUCAGCCAAGAACUACAAGCUGAUGUUGUACAGUUGGUUUCUCCAAAUGAAGACCAACAUGAACAUAUACACCUUUCAGGCCAACAGCAAGUCAUGCAACAAAUUUUGGUGGAUGUUCCAGAGUCGCCUUCUGCUGAAGUCCAACAGCAGCUUCUGAUCAAUACUGCUAAUCAAGUCAACCGAGAACUACAAGCUGAUGUUGUAGAGGUGGCUUCUCCAACUGAAGACGAACAAGAACAUAUUCAUCUUUCAGUUUCAGACGAUGGUUUCCAACAAACCCCACAUGAAGUGUUGCUUGAUGCUUCAAGUUCCAAUCCACAGAGUGAUGGCCAAGAAAAGAAAAACCAAGAAAUAACAUUGGAUGUAGUUAAUUUGCCCUUGCUUGCUGAAGACCGACUACCACUCCUUGAAACUCAAGAUAUGGUUUCACAUAAGGAAUCUCAAGAAGUCAACCAGAAACCUGACUUAGAUGCUCAACAAGAACUCAAUGAAAAACUACAGUCAGAUGUUCAAAGCUCUGUUUUGAGCAGUAAAGACAAACAGAUGCCUGCUGCUGAUAUUAUUACUGAUUAUCCUACAAUUCAUGCUGGUGAAAAGAGCCUUAUGGUUAGUAGCAAAGCAGUCUCUCUUAGUCUUGCUCAGGAAUGGCUAUUAAUGACCAAGAUCUUACAAUGUAAACAUAAGAAAUAUUUCACUACAGAAAUACCACGUGAUAAAUUUGAAUCAAAGAAAAUUGAAAUUCAAACAUUUUCAAAGAACUUUGAUAAAGUCUUACAUUCGCAUUCUGUUUCCUACUUCAAUAAGUCUUCAAUAAGCAUUGGCACAGAAUGGCUAUUAUUUAGUAAUGUGUUAUCCUUUACUCAGCUAUCAAAAGUACAGAAAAUAAGUGUUAAAAGGUUACCGAACAAAACUGCAGAGGACGCUGCUACUGGCUCUGGUAAACUGCUACAAACAAUUUCUAUUGCUCAUGAAAAUAAUGAUGUGUGUCACAGUAUCAGCUUUGAGUCCCUUGUAUUCAACCAAAAGAUGCAAAGUAUACAAGAUGAAUCUUCAAUCCCUCAGAAUUCCAUUGUGAACCCUGUCAGUGCUAACCUUACCGAUGUUGCUGACUCAGGAUUAACAAGUCAAAUUUUGAAUUAUAACGAUGGCAGUACUGAGGAUGAUAAUCUUGAUGAAGUCAUCUUAAGGAAUGGAGUAACAUCGAUGGUCAGUACACCUCAUAGAUUUUAUGACGAUUCAUGUGCAAAUAACAUUUUAACUUGGUUGGAAUCAGCCUUUAAAUGUGAAGUACAAGAAAUAGACAUUGUUGAGGAAGCCCAGUUUAUUAGCAAACAGAAAAUAGAUGGUAAUCAUUCAAUCUUUUCUUGCAGCUUUAUGGAUAUAUUUUUUUUCACUUGUUGCAAUGAUCAAGUUAACCCACAAAAAGAUGAUUCAGGCACAUGUUCUUAUAGCAAAAAUUGUACUCUUUCAGGUCAGGGCCCUAUGAGAGACAUCGUCCCUGUUACUGAAGUGUUGUCUUGUUCCCAGCAUUUUAUUGAAUUUAUAGGUCCCCAGAAUGUGUGUUUCAUACAUGAAAGCUUAGUGGAAUCCCAUCUUGAUGUUAAUCCAAGACAAAUGAUUCCUUUGGGAGCCUGCCUUUCGGUUGUUAAUGUAUUUCUUCCUCAACCUAAAGAAAGUAAUUUGUGCACUGUCGAGGUGGCACAGCCAAUGUUGGAAAGACCAGAAGUAAGUGAAGACAAGGCUUUUAACAAUAUUCCAUCAAUAAUUCCGUCAACAAUUUCAGAUGAACAGCAAUCCCAGUACAGUAAAACAAUUGAUUUUCUAAGGUUUAUAACAGCUUUAAGUCAGCCUAUGAGCUAUUUAAAAUUUAAAGGAAGCUUAAAAGUAGUUCAAGUGUAUUCCAAUGGUGAAGGUUACAAGAGUUCUAAUACUGUAGUUUCUCAGACUUCAAAACUUAGCACUACAGAAACUUUCAGAGGCAGCAGUAGUAGAAAUAAUAUAUUGGAGAUUUUCUAUCCAAUUCAUCGUCAACAGUGUAGAGAGUUGAUACAGCCAGCCAAUCUAGAAGUUCCACAAACAACUUGUCAUAACAGUGUUUUAGAAAUCUUUCUACCUAUGAAAAAUAUGAAAUGUGCUCUCAGUGAUGAUGCAGUAGAAACAUCAAAAGAAAACUCAUUUGUUGGUGAAAAUUCUGUUCAGCAGAUAUUCAAAAACAAAGAUUAUUCUAGCGUAAAUUAUGUUGAAAACAUGAAAAUAGAAUCUGAUAACCUGUCUGUUUGCCAAAACAUUUUUUUUAAUAUUCUACAACCAUAUGACAGACUACAGUGCAAUUUGAAGCUACCUAAAUCAGAUAUCAAGGCACACAGUCCGAAUAAAAGUUGUCCAAACAUUGUAUUAGAGGUGUUUUUCCCUAAGCAUAAAAUGAAAUGUGAAGCAAACUGGAGUCAAGCAGAAUUAGAUAAAAGAAUCCCUCCACCUGGUGGUUCAUUUGGUUUUUCAAAUUCUGUCUUAGAAUUAUUUCUACCAAUAUAUAAAUUGAAGUCACAGGCCAUUUCCAAAAACAGUCUUCAGAGAUCUAGUAUACCUCUGAGUUGUCACAAUGAAAUUUUAUCCCUUUUUCUGCCAGUGCAUAAAAUGAAAUGUCAAGCAAUAAUAAAUAAAUCCUUGAAUAUUAUAUACUCCUUGACCUGUCCAAAUUCUGUGUUAGAAUUAUUUGAGCCAACACAUAAAUUGAUAUGUAAAGCAGAGUUGCAAAAUGUACAAAUUAAACACCAUACAUCUGAGGGAUAUCCUAAUGUUGGUUUAGAGGUUUUACUUCCAGCAUAUUUACCAGAGCACUCAAACUUUUCCAACAGCUGUCCAAAUUCUGUGUUACAUAUGUUCCUUCCUGAUUGCAAAGUUAAAUGUAGAUCAAGAUUACCUGUUCAUGAUAAAAGCUGCCCAAAUUAUGUUCUUGAAAUUCUUCUUCCAUCAUAUAAAUUGAAAUGCCCAGGCUUGCAAAUUGAACCAAUUAAACACUGUACAUCUUUGAUGUGCCCUAAUUUUGUUUUAGAGAUGUUACUUCCAGUAAAUAGAAUGCAAUGCAAAGUUCCAAUGAAUAUUGGAUACUCAAGAAAACGCUUGGAGAGUAGUCCAAAUUCUGUAUUGGAAAUGUUUUUACCAGUACAUAAAUUAAAAUAUAAAGAGCCUGAUCUUUCUACCAGUUGUCCAAAUCAAGUUUUACAAAUGUUACUUCCAUCUCAUAAACAAAAAUGUGUAAUUGAUGUUAUUGAAGUAAGGAAAGAAAACACUUCUAACACCUGCCCAAAUUCUGUUUUACAAAUGUUUCUUCCUGAUUAUAAACUGAAGUGUAAAUUGAAAUGUAAAGCCCAACAUCUUUCUACAAGUUGUCCAAAUCAAGUUUUACAAAUGUUACUUCCAUCUCAUAAACAAAAAUGUGUAAUUGAUGUUAUUGAAGUAAGGAAAGAAAACACUUCUAACACCUGCCCAAAUUCUGUUUUACAAAUGUUUCUUCCUGAUUAUAAACUGAAAUGUAAAUUGAAAUGUAAAGCCCAAGAUCUUUCUACAAGUUGUCCAAAUCAAGUUUUACAAAUGUUCCUUCCAUCUCAUAAACAAAAAUCUGUAAUUAAUGUUAUUGUAGGAAGGAAAGAAAACAUUUCUUACAACUGUCAAAAUUCUGUUUUACAAAUGUUCCUCCCUGAUUCCAAACUGAAAUGUAAAGGAAGCUUACCAAUUUAUAGUACUGGCUGCCCAUAUUAUGUUCUUGAGAUGUUUCUUCCAUCAUACAAAUUGAAAUGCCCAUUAAAUGCAAAGUUGGUAACAACCUCUUGUCCAAAUACUGUGCUAGAACUAUUCCUGCCAUUAUUCAAAUUGAAAUGCAGAUCUGAAAUAAUUUAUUCAAAAACUGGAAUUGUUGAUCAGAAAGAUUGCCCGAACACUGUUUUACAAUUGUUUCUACCAGCUCAUAAGUUAAAGUGUAAUGUAGCCCAGACUUUAUCUUUUGAAAAUUCUGUCUGCAAUGAUGAUAUUCUUGAGAUAUUUCUACCAAUUUUUAAGCAAAAAUGUUUAGUUAAACAAUUAGGCAAACUUUUGAAACGUGGUGAUGAUUGUGUCAACAAUGCACUGGGUGUGCUACCUCAGAACAGUCAAACAUGUAAUGGUGAAAUCAUGAAGACUGAAAAACCCAAUGAAUCUAAAGAUAAUAGUUCUGAUUGCUUGAACUUGAUGUGGCUGUGGCAAAGGUUAGCUACCACCAACCAAAUAUGCCAUGCAGUACAUUCAACAACAGAAAAAGCAACAUCGUUUGAUGAGGAUGUCACAGGUGUCUGCCCAAACACUAUCUUAAUCAUGUUGAUUCCAAAGCCAGUGUGUAAGAGAGUGCCGAAAAACAGAAUUAUGAAACCUGAUGAACAGAUUACCACAUCUGAAUUUAAUGACACAGUUGUUAACCCUGUGGUGACAUCUGCCUUGGAUAAUGUCUGUUACAACUUGGCCCUUGUUUGGCCAUUGGCGGAUACUCAAUGUAUAGUAAAAGAAAGAAAGUCUACAAUUUUUACCCCAAAUCAUAAAGUUUUCAUUAGUCCGGAUGGAGAAGUUAAAGAACGGUUGGUAACCCAAUUGAUGAUGAGCCAGUCUGCUUCUCCUGAUGUUGAACAACUUCCUGUUGAAAUUCAGAGUCAAGGAAGGAUUGCUGAACGUGGUAGGAGAGACUCAACAAACAUCAACGAUCAAUUGAAUCCAACUGAGUCUGAAGGUGGUAGUACAGAAACAUCAAAUAAGGUAAGCGAUGAACUGUUUGAAUUUAAAAUUGAUCGUGACGUUCUUUCUAAUCAAGAAAAAGAAGGUAGUUCCAUACAUGUGCAACCAGAAAGGGAUUUUAUUGUUGGUAAGAAUUCACAGCUAAAUAAUGAAGUUGAUCCAGCUACAAGUCAGGAAAAAUAUUUAAAUGAAGAAGAAUCAUAUACUGCUGAUGUUAAAAGUGACAGUGUGCAAGAUCAGAAUGAGGAUACCAUUGAUUCAAAUUAUGUUGUGGUAGACAGUCUUCAAGAACCAUCUGAUGAAAAAUAUGGAAGACAAUCAGAUUCAGUUGGAAGUGAUGAUAAACAUCCAACUGAUUCUGUUGAAGAGAAUACAGUUGCAUAUGAGUCUGAAGUAGCUGAUAAAAGACAACAAUUUUCAUUGGAGUAUAGUGAUUCCAUAGAAGAGAAGGUAAUUCUUCAAAAGUCCGAAGAAGACAGAAAACCAGAUUAUAUUGACAGUAAAGAGCAUGAUAAACAUUCUAAAGACAUUACUGAUAUGAAAGAAAGUGUAUUUGUGGAUCAUCCUUAUGAUCAUAGUAUUGACCUUGGGGAUCCAGUGAAAGGCAUUCGAAUACAUGAUGAGCAGGAAGAAAAGUUACAUGAUGAUACAUUUGAAAAAGAAAAAAAUGAAGAAGAAUGGUUGGAAUCUAUGAUUGCCAAGAUGAAUGAAGAAGAGAAAGUUGAAGAAGAUGAUAAACGGAAAUUAAGUGAAGAAAUGGCUGAAUAUAGUCAACAGGAAGCCAAAAAACAUGCUGAAGAAAUUAUGAAAGAUAUGAAAAAUAUGGAAUAUAUUAGUGAAUUUGAUACUGAUGAAGAUGAGGAAUACAAUGAGGCCAGCAUUAUCAAUAACAAUCAAAAUCAACAACCUGAAGAUUUGAAAACACACGAGGAAGAUGAAAGGGCACAAAACGAUAACAUAAACCUUGAAAUUGACAAUUUGGAUGACAGGAAAGCUCCGAAUCUGGAACCGUCACAAGAAAACCAUGAUGAGUUGAUUGAAAGUAAAGCUAAAUAUAGACUUAAAAGCUUAUUUAUUGCAGAUAGACUGGAACAGAAAGCAGAAAAUAAUAAUGUUUUUCAAGGUGUUGGUGAUGAUCAAAACAGUAAGGAUGAAAGCAGAUUAGAUCCUGAUAAACAACUGACAGAAAAUGAAGAUGAUACUGUGUUAAAUUUUGCAAAAAGUCACCAUUUCAAUUUUGGGGUUGGCUUAGAAGAGUCAGCAGAAAAGUCAGGAGAUUCACCACCUAAUCUACAACAUCAGAAGGAAGAUUUAAAUCUGAACUCUAAUGGACCAUUUAAUGACUCACUCGCAUCACCUGAGGGACCAAAAGAAAUUUUGAGUGUACAUGUAGAUGUGAAUGAGCUUUCAGCAGAAAUUGAUAAAUCAGAAGAAGUUGAUUAUAAAGUAGGGGAUUAUAGGAUCUUAUCAAACCAAGAAACACUUCAACAAUCAGCUAUAGAAAAUGAAAAAGAAACCGAUGAGAAGAAAAUGAUCGAAAUAAGUGAAGAGUUGUCAAAAAUUGAAUUUAGUCACAAAAGAGAUGGAACACAUGAGGAAGCACUCAAAGACAAGAAAUUCAGAAAGAGAUUUUCUAGAUUCUCAAAAGACAAAUUACAUAUCCAGCAGCUAAAUCAUGAUCAAGUUGAAAAAGAAUUUAUAAAUUUUAGGGAAAGGCAAAGUAAAAGUGGUCAUGUUGGAAAAAAUUCUGAAACUACUCUUGCUAAUGAAAAUAUUGUAGUAGAUUCUGAUAGCACUGAUGAUCUUGAUUUAAAUGCUGAUCAUAGUGAGAAUCAUCAAGAAUUUGAUGGCAAUGGUCUGACUAAGGAGGAUAAAAACAAGGAAGACAUAAAAGCAACACCAUUUGAAAGUGAAGGAGAAAAUGCUAAAGGAAAUACUGAGGAAUCUGAUGUCAUAUCCAAUAAUGUUCACCUGAACUCUUUCGAAGAUGAUUUAGGUACCAGGGAAGAAGAAAAUGAUCAGAAAGAAGAUGAUGAUGAUAUACAUCAUGGAAUGGAGGAGGUUGAUACAAGUAAUGAAUGGCUAGAAACACAUUUUGAUCAGGAAGAAAGAGAUGUCAGUCAGCAGUCAAAAGAUGUUCAUCGAGAUUUGGUAAGUGAAAUUUUUGAUGCAGACGUAAAUCAAAAACAAAAUACAGAAGCUUUUAGCGAUCAGGUGGAGCAACCUGAUAGUGAUGCCUUUGAUUCUAGCGAACCUGACAACGAAGUGAUCCUAGAGGAAGAUACUGAAAAACAAUUAGAAGAACGCAAAGACAUGAGGAAUGAUGACAGAGAAGUACACACAGGACCAAUUCAUCCUAAUGUGUCAGUGGUUCAUAAUGUCCCUCAUGAACCAGAACUGAGCACACCCUCUCCAAUAAUGCCUGAAGUUCACACUGACAGUUCAAGUGAUCCGAUGGUAGUUAUUAGACCUGCAGAUCUUCUUGAAUCAAACCAGAAUACAGUGUUUGACAGUUCUGGUAAAUUACCAGACACGGCAUCACAGAGAUCUUCACAUCAGGAUGAGGUCAACCCUCCAGAGUACAGGCAACCUCAUUUUCAAGAUAGUAGAGAUGGUGAAGCAGGGAUGGAUCAGUAUUUGGUCCAUAGGAAAAGAACUCUUAAGAAGUCUGUUGAGGCUGAACCAGAAGAAAAUGCUGAAAACCAGAGGGUUGUGAAUGAUACAACUUUGUAUGACGUUUGGCUGGUGGUGAAAGCGAGUAUUCGUCCAGGCAUCAUGAGUGUGGUACAUGAAAUGAAACCAUUACUGAGUCAGCUUCCAGAUGAUGUCCAUGCUCAGUUGCUUGCCCCUAAUCUCUGGGGUUACCCCUGGCUUGUGAUACUUCUUGGACAGUCUCUCGUCAUCUUUUUUCUCAUGAUGUUUUCUGGUUGGAUCUGUAGUGCUAAAGCUUCUAGAAAGUUGAAACAUCAACAUGCAGCUGAUCUGUUGCACCAAGAGGAUGUGCAAGCCAACUUAUAUGAUGCUUACGAUAACAUGGCCUAUUUGGCCAAAGAUUACCACCAGAAGUUCAACGAAAUAGAAGAAAAAAGUUUGGAAUUUGAUAAUAAAAUCAAAGAAGCUGAGGAUGAAAAAUUACAAUUGCAACAGGAAAUUGAAGCUAUUUCUCAAGACUCAUCUGAUUUAAGAAGAGAACAUGAGAACGUACUGGAGGAGUUAAGGCAACACAAGGAGCACAUCUCGACACUACAGAACAACAUUGAUACCGCUUCCAGUUUGAUUCAGGAUCUAAAAGCAUCUAUUGAACAGCUUGAGGUUGAGUUAAAAAGUAGCGUAGAAAAAGGAGCUCAACUUGAGCUUGAUCUCGUAACUGCAAGAGAACAGAACGAGUUACUAGAGGAGACUAAGGAACAGUAUGCACAGGAUACUGAAGGCUGGAAACAAAGACAUUCGGAAGCUCAAGGUGAAAUUGAGGCAUUGGAGCAGCAGCGGGAAGAACUGGUCUCUUCUAUCAAAGAAAAGGAAAACGAAAAUGAGGUUUUGAAGGACUGCCUUGUCCAGUUGAAAGGACUUGAAGCAGACGAAGAAGAUGGAACAGAAGGUGACUUUGAGAUGAAGAUACAGCAGUUGAUGGAUGUUUCAAAGAUUAACACUCGGUUGGCAGCAACAGAAGAAGAAAGACAACGACUAGAGAACAGCCUGCAAGAUCAAACCUCCAAAAGACAACUCCUUGAAAACCUAGUUGAGGACCUGAAAUUGCAGCUGAAGGGGGUAACAGGUGAAUUCAGCAAAGUGCAAGGGGAACAUACACAAGCAGAAACUAAGCAUGAAGUGCUACAAGAGUACUGGAAAAACAGAGAAGCUGAACUGCAGAGAAAACUUGGAAUAACGGAUGCACAGAAUAUAGAAUUGAAGCGACAGUUAGAGGAAUAUAAGAAGAAUUCUACGGAUGCACUUGAAGACUCUACUAACUAUAGAAAACAAGUCAAGAAUUUAAUGGAAGAAAUGGAGAAACAGAAGCAAAGUCUGCGUAAAGAGAUUGCCGCACAUGAACUGAAGGCACAUGACAACUGGAUUGCUGCCAAGAAGUCUGAAAGAGAACUUAAUGAAUCUAAGAGUGACGCAGCAGUAUUAAGACAGAGGUUGACAGAACUUGAAGGGCGUAAAGCACCAAAUGAGAAUGUUCAAGUAGUCAAGCCGUCCCCCUCGGCCCCCUCUCCUCACCCAUCAACAACAGGAAGAGUUGGUCAAACAAGUGACCGUGGCAGCUCAAGGCGGGGCCCAAGUAGGAACAGCAUUGCGGACAUCCCAUCCCCUCCGUUCCUGGAUAACCAUCGGCCAGGAAGUCCACGACUCCGAUCUCCCCAAGGGAUGUAUGGACCUCCACCACCACUUCACCCUGAUGACUUCCAUGGUUUUCCACCCGACUUUGGGCCACCCCCUCGUGGACAUUAUGAAGAUUACGGUCCCCCUCUUGGCCCCCGGCCGGGACCCUUUCCAGGUGAAAUGGAUAUGAGACCUCCCUUCUCAGAUAUGGAAUUCGAAGGCAUGCCUCCACCACUUGGUCCAGACCAUCCAGGAAUGUUCCCACCAUCUCACUAUCCACCUCCUGGUGAUUUGCGCUUCCCGCCACCAGAUGGCAUGCGUUUUCCACCACCAGGCGGAAUGCCACCACCAGGCGGAAUGCUACCACCAGGCGGAAUGCCACCACCAGGCGGAAUGCCACCACCAGGUGGAAUGCCACCUCCACAUCCAGGCAUGAGACACCCAUCAGGAUUAAGACAUGGCGAUGAAAGAUUCAACCAGAGGACAUCUUCACCGUCUGAGGCAGAAUUGAUGGGAGUGAUACCGCCACCAAAGGGUGUACCCCAGUCAAAGGGAGUGUGAAGUUUCCAGAAUCGUCAUCAAGACAGAUUUUGACUCACCAACUUGUGCAAUGUCAUACAUACUGUAGUUUUAAUUUCAUGUUCACAAAAUAUAUUGUAUCUGGGAUAUUUCUAGGCCUUACUUUCGGAAGGUUGUCUUGCAGUUAUCUCUUUAACAAAUUUGUUAAAAGUUCAAGUAGAUAGUUAAAAUGAUGCUUUAAUUGCUCAACAAGGGUGUGCUCAGGUAUGUGUACCUGAGUAUUGUGUGACUGUGAUCAUAUGCUGUGAUCAAAUUAUGGCUGUGCAUGUGUUUUGAUCACAAUUUUUCCUGUAAUCAUACAGUAGUUACUCAUGGGCUGUGAUUACUAUUGCCACUGUGCUGUGAUCACUGUCACUGAUAUUCAAUGAUAACAGUUACUCAUGUGCUGUGAUCACAGUUGCUCAUAUUCACUGAUAACAGUUGCUCAUGUGCUGUAAUGAAAGUUGCACCUGAUCGCAGUUGCAGAUGUACUUGUGAUUACCGGUCACAGUUGCUUGUGUGAUGGGAUCUCAGUUGCUAAUGUGGUGUCACCAAAGUUGCUCAUGUUUUGGUCACAAUUGCUCAUAUGCUGUUACCACAGUUGCUCAUGUUUUCUGAUCACUAAUUGCAGUAUAGACUCAUGUGUGAUCACCAUAGCUCAAUCAUUGUGAUCAUCAUUGGGUAUGCAGGUGUGUCAGUAAUACUGUACUAUAUAAUAUUAUGAUCAAUGGUAAUGCUUCCAUCUUUUGAAGAAGUUAAAUUUGAAAUAAUUUAAUUUUUCAGUAUUUGUAUCACUUAUUGUUAUUGAAGAAUUCCAUUAUCAUAGAUGAUGGAUUAAGUUGUUCUCAUUGUGCUACUAUAAUUAUGUUAAAAUUUAAAAGCUCAAAAAUAAAAUAAAAA